AUGGACUACUUGAGCUGGCUUGCGAAGGGGCCUGCUGUUAGCGAGAUUACAGGCUUUGAAGAGUACAUCAGAAAGGAAAAGGAAGAGUCUAUGCGAAUUAUGAAGAGGCGGCUUAAAAAAGGAAAAGCAUCAGAUAAGCAGACGGCAGAGGACGUUCUAGGUGUAGCGAAUAAGCUAUACGUCCGGGGAGACUUUAUGCCUGCAAUCGAGAAGAUAAAGGAGUCCCUGUCCUACCACAGCACAUUUGACAGUGCGUACUACCUCCUCGGCAUUAUAUACGAAGAGUUGGGCGAUGCAGAGCGGUCUUUUAACGCCUUCCUGAUCGCUGCAAGCAUAAAAAGGACGGACGUGAACCUGUGGAGGAAGCUCCUGCAGUACAAGCAAGAGGAGGGCGACCUAGAGUACCAGCUGUACAUCCUGAAAAGGCUCAAAAAGAUAAAGGAGACUCCGGAGAUUCUCGAGGAGAUUCUGGGGAUAUACGAGCGACAGGGCAACAUAGAGAAGGUUUUGGAGGUGAAGGCUGAAAUGGUUUCCCUCAACAAUUUUCCCCCGGAGUUUAUUGAGGAGGUUCUCUCGCGGAUAAAAAAGCUCCGAAAUUCAGCAAAAAUUGUCGACACAGUGAGCCGGAUACUCGACAGAGACAAGCCAUUCUCGACAGUGUCGGACACUUUUCUGAUAGGAUAUGUGGACAUUCUCUUUUCUCUGUGCAAGUACGACCUUAUUUCUCAGCUGAAUAACUCUCUGGCGUACUGCAGGAGGCUUCUCAUGUGCACGCGCACGGAGAUAAUCCUGUUCUUCUCGAGCGUAAUCUCGGAGAUAUCGACUCGCUGUUCUGUGUGCCCUUCUCUGUGCACGUGCAAGGAAACAGCUGAAAUUGACACGGCCCAAAACAUCGUUAUACACGCGGGAAAAAAGUCUGCUGUUGUGAGUGUUCCUGUACGGGUUCCUGCAAUAACGGAUUUGCUCCAUCUUCCGCUGGCAGGGUGCUUUUUGGACACUCUCAUUCGGAUGCGGAAGUACAAAGUCGCGCUGAAAAUCCUCGAGUGGACGGACGCUGCCGUGAAGUGGUUUCUCUCCGGGAGUGCAUCCUCCGCGUACUCCGAGGAGAUGCAGGGCCUGCUCGUUGCAGAGGUUUUUUCCGUUAAGAGGAAAGUCGCACUCGUGCACGAGAAGAUGCGGGAGUACCACAAGAGCAUCCUUGCGUACAAAGAGAUUCUCUCGCACAGGGACAGGAUUCCGUACGUGCAAAGCAUCCAGGGAGAAGUCCACAUGCGGAUAUCUGAAAUAUACAGGAAGACCGGAAACAUCGACCUGGCGCUAGAGUAUGCGCUGCAGAUAGAGAGCUCUCAGGUGUGCUCGGGCAUAGAAAAGUCCGGCCUUGUCUUCUACAGGGCGGCAGACUGCAUGCAGAACCGGUCGAUCAUGUACAAGGCGAUGCACGUGUACGAGACCGAGAAAAUACUCCGAGAAAGUGCCGUGAGAAAGUACUUCGUCCAGUCGGCGCAGGAACUUGUCGUAUUUCUCCUGCAGAAUCCGUUCAUAUUCUACAGGAGGAAGGUGCGGAAGGAGGAAAACGGGGAAACUGGAUCCCUCGUGAACGUCCGGGAAAUAGAGGCAGACUACGCCCUGCUCCAGGAAAUAACUGGGCUUGGGAAGGUUUUGUCGGACUUCCCCGAGGGAGAGUCCAGCACAAAAAGCGUCUACUACGACGGACUCGCCUCUCUCCUCGGGGGAAUAUCCGUGCAGGAGUGGUGCGGGAUUGUGCAAAAGUACGUUACUGCGCUUUUUUGCGAGGAACAGUUUGAGACGGGGAUGCUCCUUCUUAGAAAAGUCCUCACUUCCCAGAUCCUGCGCAGCCAGUACGAAGAGUAUACGGCCCUCCUGUGGCUGCUGAUUCGGAUGAGCGUCGAUGCAAGAGAUGCUGAUUCUUUGCACUGGGGGCUCACGCACGCACUGCGGUACUAUGCAAACAGGGAGGGAUUUGACGCCGUCUCUUUCUACUACCUUUCGUACUUUCUCAUUGGGCAGCUGCCGAAGUUCCACAGGAGGAGCCAGUUCUACAAGUUCCAGAAAAACAUCCAGAGAAACCUCCGCAGAAAAGACCCGUCUCGGGACAGCUCUGGGAAUGUUCUCACGCUCACGUGCUUCUCGUACAUGCCCAGCUUCAUCUACGCAAACACUGUGGACAGGCUUAUUCGGGACGUUGAGGGGAGCGUCCUUUCUUCUCUCGACUCUUCUUUGCUCGGGAUAUCCCGGGCAGUUGCACUUUCCUCGCUCUUCCUGUCGCAUGCAUCGAGCAGGAAAGUCACGGACAGGAGCAUGUGCAUAUCCCGGGGGGUGAAGAUCCUGCACAAAUUCACCAGCCUCAUGCAGGAAAUGGAUCCGCCCCACGCAAACAGCGUCUCCAUCCUGUGCGAGGGCGAGUCCGUAGUCUACGCCGUCCGUGGGGAAAUUCUCCCGGGGGCUCCCUGCGAAGAAAGCAACGUCUCCGAGAAGCUUGCAAUUCUCCUGUACAACUCGGGACGCGCAUACCAUCAGUACAAGCUCUACGGACUCGCAGAAAAGGCGUACGCUGAGGCCCUUUUGUACACGAAGAACCAGGAGUUGGUGACUCUCCUGCAGAUAAACAUGCACCUCCUUGGGAAGAAGGUGCGCAUAGAGCCGGUGCAGUAG
Nematocida major is the source of this 2673-nucleotide messenger RNA. RefSeq lists its product as uncharacterized. Gene Ontology annotation, biological process: transcription by RNA polymerase III. The transcript has a single exon. The coding region runs from base 1 to 2673 and encodes 890 amino acids. Gene Ontology annotation, cellular component: transcription factor TFIIIC complex. The record is from RefSeq and is a predicted model, not a curated record. Gene Ontology annotation, molecular function: protein binding. Lineage: Eukaryota; Fungi; Microsporidia.